AUGGCUCUUGUUGAAGGAGAAACUUCGAAACCCGUGAAGUCUGGUCACACGAACCGGAAGAUGUUUAUAGAGAGCGCCAUGACAGAUGGGUGGAGGCUGUGCAUCAUCUCCGCGAGCUCACGCUGCGCGCGCUACAGUCGCCACAGCCGGGCGACGAGAGCGACAUUUGAAUUCGGUUUCGCAAAAUUCACGGUUUCUCUGCACGUCAUCUACGAUGUAUCGCCGAUCAAAAUCAUGCAGGGUAUUCGAACUAGGAAGCACAGAGACACAGCACCUGCAGAUGAAUUCUCUGACAAGUCGGAAGAAUCGCGGUCGCAAGACCCUUCCAGCGAGGACCUUGAAAGUAAAGAGACGAGGAGCGGCGUGAAUGUAUGCAUAUUCCCUUGUAACAAUCCAAUCGAACACGUAAUUGCAGAAUGCUAUAGACACGCCAAACAUGGCCGGGGUUUAUCAACAGAAAAUUCGCAUUCAGCUGGGAGUGAAGAAUUAAGCUUGUCUACGUGCGAAAACCUCUUGAGCCAGGUAGCAAAAAAAAUAGAGGAGCUGCAAAGCGAGAUGAAACUCUAUCAGUCUCAUAAUGAACACCUGAAGAAUCUGCAACAGCAGUACCACCAGAUGUUGAGCAAGCUUCAGAAGGACAAAGACGACUUUGAGGCACAUAAGGAAAAAGAAACAAACAAGCUCAAAAGCGAGAUUGAAGAAGAAAAGCGAAAAAUUAGGACACAGAGGCGCAAGCAGAACCUCAGCACAGUCAUCAAGGCAGAAACGAAAUCAUCUGCUCCAGCUGCUAAAGAUAAGUCAUGUCUUGAUUUUCAGAAUGUGAAUAAGGAAGCACAGAGCCAGAUCCAACGAAAAGUCAAUCUACUGACGAGUGAGAAUGGGCGCCUCAAAGACAAGCUCCAACUUGCAGACCAGGAGAAGGAUUCCUUGAAAGCUAUGGUGAAAGAACUGGAGGAGCAAAGGAUCGCUCUUCUUGAGAAGCUUGAAAAAAUGUCUGAGCUGAAGCGAUAUCCAAGCUUAAAUGAGCUGGCACUGUCACCAGCAUCGCACUUUGUCAUGCCUAUGCUCAUACCUGCGCCUAGCUCUCCCUUUCAGGCUGAUGGUACUCAGUUGGCAUUGGAAAGUGCACACGGAGAUAGUAUAUGCAUGGAGGCCAAGAACUGCAAGGAAACUGCAUUUGACUUUGGUAGCACACUGAGCCUGAGUGGCACACCUGCAAAAAACCAGCAAGAACAGACAUCCGAGCCAUCGGUUGUCAUUUCUGCUACUGUUGUCACGCGCCUCUCCCUUGACAGCUGCCUUGUGGGCAGGAGCCCAGUAGCAACUAGUUCUUUAGGCGUUUGCAACAAGGAGAAUUACACCUCUGCAUUGUGCAGCAGUGAUAGCCUUCAGAAAGAAAAGUCUGCCCACAGCCAGUCCUCCAAAACAGUAAGGUUCGCUGCAGACAUACAGACAAGCCAGAGCGAUAGCAGUGUAUUGGACAGCAUUGGUAGAACUACUGUGGUGGACUUGCAAGGUGAACAUGUGCAAAGUGCCUCAGAUGAGUCUGCAGGGCAAGGACUGGGAGAGCUAUGUAUAAGUUACAGAGAAAUCAAUUCAGUCCAGAAGCUACGUGAAGUACCUUUCACAGAAAUGCCUGUAAAAAAUGACAAAUUUCCAGAUUGUAUCUCAAAGGUGACAAAAGUUGGAUUGAUCACUAAGGAAAUACUGACCAACACAUCAUUCAAAAGGCCUUCAGCUGAUGUUUUGCACUGGAAUGGAGCAUCUCAGAUGGGUCUGCACUCUGAUAAGCCUAGUUCAGUGAAUACCACCAGUGAAGAGAGUGAAAAAGGUGCUAAUCAAGGUCUGCCUCUGGUUUCCGGUUUGGUCAGGGAAUGUGAAGUUACAAGAAGAACAGAGUAUAGUGAAGGAUCUGAAAAAGACAGAUGCACAAGUGCUGACAUUCAGGCCACAAGAUGUGACCAAACAGACUUGGAAUCCUGCCAUGGGUCUGAGCAAAGUCAGUCAUCCCGUAAUGAGGAGCAAAUCACUGAAGAAACUGACAAGACAUAUUGGAAGCUGGUUAAAGAAUCUCAACACAAUGGACACACAGGCAGUGAUAUUAAUGUCUCAAAAAAUGGGGAUCACUCAGAUUGGGAGUCUUAUGAAGAACCUGAGCAGGGCCCACUUGUAUAUGGUACUCAAUGUGCAAAGGACACAGAAUGUUCAGAGCUAAAAAGUACUGAAUCUGAUAAUGAAUGUACAAGUGACAUCACUGAAGGGGGUGCUCAUCAUGGAAGCCUAAAUACAGAGGAAGCUGGAAACAGCCUCCGUGAGAUUCUUCAGAAGCUAGGACCUAGCGACGGCUCGUUGCAGGCUCCAAAGGCAAUGUCACAGUGUUUUCUGCAGGACCGCCAAACAUCUCACUCUGCUAAUCGUUGGAAAAGGCCAGCCGAUUUAGCAAUGGUGUCGCAUCGCUCCACAGACAGGAAGGUUAGCUUGCUUAUUAAGAAAUAUACUCAAGUAAGCACUUCAAGCGAAGACACUAGUGGCUUGCCAGAGAACACAAGAGCACGCAAAUCUCAGUCUGCACAGAUUCAGUCUUCCAGCCUUAUGCGUGACCACAGUCCUGAUAAGCACAGCAGCCGCACAUGGGCACUAGAUUCCAAUGGUCAUAAGAUGUUACUCACUGUUUUAUCCAAGGAGAUUGACCCAUUUACUCAAGUCAUCAUCUACAAGUUUCAGAAUGGGGACCAAAAAGAUCUGCAUCCUGAUGGAAAAGUGGUCUAUCACUAUGCAAAGAGUCAAACUGUUCACACAGUUUACCCUUGUGGCAAGAAAGAAAUAAAAUUUGUCAAUGGUCAAGUCGAGACACAUAGUGGGGAUGGAAAUGUUGAGGUGACGUACCCAGAUGGCACAGUGCGUCGAAUCUUCUCUACUGGUGAAGAAGAACAGAAGACACCAGAUGGCAUCGUGGCUCGUAGACUUCGAGAUGGCACAGAAACUAUCGACUACCCAAAUGGCCAGAAGGAGGUUCGCAGUGAACUGUACAGGAGUCGAUACUACCCAAAUGGCACAGUCAAGACCGUUUACGUGGAUGGGAAGCAAGUUACCAGGUAUCCCAAUGGACGAGUUAGAGUCAAAGAAGCUGACGGCACUGUCAGAGGCUAACAGAAAUGAGUCGAUACUCUCCUUCAUCUUUACCACACUAUUUUCCCAUAUAUUGUAUUGUAUAUAUUCCCAUACUGUAUGGCCAGGACAUUGCCUCUUGAAAGUUUUAGUGAUAUUUAUACAUGUGCUGCCCUUUAGUAUUUCCAAAGUCAAUAAAUACAGUGUAAAUGUAGCAAAAUGACAUGAAAGCCAGUACCUAUUAUCCUUCAAUUUGAUGCACAGACUUCCACAAGGGCUCCAAAGGGUCACAGUGCUGUGCUACGUACAAUGCAAGUGCCCUCUCUCUCUCUUUCGUCAAGUUGCUGAUGCUUGACAUUCCUGCUCGUUAUCUUCACUCUUGUUCAAGUGACAUGCAUAAGCUUUGGUUACAUCUCGCCUGAUCUGACUUUAUUUCUGACCGGCACAUUGAAGGUUAUGUGUAUACUCUGUUUCAGUAAUUCCUCACAGCAGAGCCAAAGCUAUGAGGCCUGUGAGCACAGAUUCUUGCACUGUGAGUUAUAGUGCAAUAGUUCGGAACCUUUUGAUUGACUAAAUGGCCUUUACAAGUGGGCUCAUUGGCAGUUGUUUACUUGGAAGCUUCUCUGCACGUUGCAGCUGCGGUUGUUUGCAUGAUUUGUAAAAUAUUUAUUUCUGAAAAUAAAGUCCUCUGUUCGAGUGAAGACGCGCAAAUAAAAAAAAAUCAGUUAAAAUAGGCAUUAACUUGCAUUUAAAAGUUAAAAAAAAUUAUUUGCUUUUACACUGGUCCAAUUUAGGUGCACUAAUCGGCACAGCCUCAACAUUAUGGAGGGCUCCCUCCUGGGUAUAGUGCUUCGUCGUUUGUGAAAAUAUCGUCUGCAGACUCCCCUGUGCGGUACCGUUCUAAGCUGCUCUUUUGCAUGAAAGGAAUAAAGCAGCUGGCAUUGAAUGUGCUUGGAACAGUGCAAAUGAGUGCGGUAAAGGUUGCAAGCACAAACUCUGUAAGUAAGAGAAUGGCUGCACUUAUGAAUGUCAGCGAGCGCACCCUGUACAAGUGGAUGUUGCAUAAGGAAUAGACGAAUGGUACCGCCAUCUUCUACGAUGUUACACGCAGGCUGAGCACUACUUCUGAAUCCUCUGUAUAUUAACUACAGUCAACGACUGAUUUUCUAGACACUCGAUAAGUCGGACACCUUCGCGGCACCGUUAUGUACCCCAUAGAAACAAUGUAUAAGAAUGUCUGAAAUUUAAGACGCAAAAACCUUUUGCCGUCCGUUUUCAGGACUUUUUGCCAUGACUGCAGGUCCCUAACGGUGUUAUCAAAGCCACCACCGCAGCAAUGUUAGGCUUAGCAGCUUCGACGCUCACUACCAACACUACCAAGCUUCUUGCUGUUUGGUGCCGUGUUUUUCAUUGAAAGAAUUCAUCGCUGUCAGCAAUAGCACCGUCUCCGCCUUUGUAAUCCUCGCCAAUGGCUUUAAAGCUCGUAAAGCACGACGCGUUGCAUAAUGCCGGUUCCCAAAAGUCAGUUUUGCCUCAAUACAACAAUGUUACGCGGUGAAGCAUACGCUAAGUAUUCCGGUGAAGCAUACCAAGAGUGGGAAGAGGCAAUUGUAACGGGACACAGAUGUAUUUGCACGUGUGCAGCCGCUGUCUCCUGUCACAGUACGAGCACCGAUACGCCUAUUAAGUAUACUGGCAGGCCUUCAGAGCUAUUUCGGACCUGCCUGUGGCAAUUUGAGCCCUUGGAGGCAAUAAAAUGCAUGCAUUCAUUUUUCCGGACAUUUUCGCGACCCCUAGAAAGUGAAAAAAAUCAGAAGUUGACUGUAUAUCUGAGACACACGCCGUGCACGCCUUUUUGGUAUUGGCGCAAAUUUUCUACUGCUGCUAUCACAGCAGCAGAUCUCGCUGCCAGUUUCAGUGUUCGUGGAUCCUUUUAACGAUUAACGCUUCGCCGACGAUCGAUUAACGCUUCACCGCCUGCGCUGAAGCGAUCGCCGCUAGCAGAAGACAAGGCGUGGAAGAACGCCUUGUCUUUAAGGUGUGUUC
Dermacentor silvarum is the source of this 5154-nucleotide messenger RNA. RefSeq lists its product as uncharacterized. NCBI's taxonomy places the organism in Eukaryota, Metazoa, Arthropoda, Arachnida, Ixodida, Ixodidae. Gene Ontology annotation, biological process: centriole elongation; cilium assembly. The transcript has 10 exons. Gene Ontology annotation, molecular function: tubulin binding. The record is from RefSeq and is a predicted model, not a curated record. Bases 1 to 3150 code for a protein of 1049 amino acids. Gene Ontology annotation, cellular component: nucleus; centrosome; centriole.